Molecule: messenger RNA, 4177 nt
Organism: Phycodurus eques (leafy seadragon)
Lineage: Eukaryota; Metazoa; Chordata; Actinopteri; Syngnathiformes; Syngnathidae
Product: amphoterin-induced protein 2-like
Exons: 3
Coding region: 513-2006 (497 amino acids)
Molecular function (GO): protein binding
Source: RefSeq, a predicted model, not a curated record
CGCACGUUAGUACGAAAUGGUGCGCCGCGCUUGGAAUCCGAGCCGAAUUGCGCUUUGAGAUCCACGAAGGGAGGGUCGCGCAAGGGCGAGCGCGGAUGCAGACGCUAACGUGGACAUGAGGAUGACUGUUUGAACAGGCGGCAGCUGCGUAGGCGUCAAGAGUGGCAAGUUACAACCUGACGACGCCAACAGGAGAAAACCCAGAUUCCAAAGCGAGAUGACCGAAACCAAAUGGACGCUUUCACCUGUGAUUGUGUCGUGUGCAGUCACUAAUACCUUCAAGAACACAUGUGAAUUUCCCGAGUAAAGAAAUCAACACAUCGACUUUCAUUCACAAAGUGUACCGAAGAGGCGGUCGCUCGUGGUAACGUGAAUGGCGGCCGCACAAAACAGCAAGCCGGCUUUCGUUACGCAACAAAAGGCUCUCCUUCCGAUACCGCGUGCCCUUAAAGCUGACAUGUGUAAGCCACGCGAGACGGCAAGCUGAGACUCCUUGGCGAGGGAAAAGCAGGAUGUUUCCCGUUGCGUCCCGUCUCUCGAGCCAGAGCAGCGCCAACCCCGCCGCUGCGGCCUUGCUCCUCUCCCUUUGUCUGGGCUUCCCUCCCCGGGCGCUCACGUGCCCGCCAGGCUGCAUUUGCGCGAGCGAUAUCAUUUCUUGCAGCGGCCGCAAUCUGUCCGCGCUGCCCUCUGACCUCCCCGGCUACGCCGCGCGCUUAGACCUGAGCCACAAUUCCCUGACUGCGCUGCCCGCCGAUUGGAUAGCGCGGCCGUUCGAACGACUCGCCGCGCUGCUUCUCGGCCGCAAUCGCAUCGGCCGAAUUGGGGCGCGGGCCUUCGCGGUGACACCUCAUCUCCUGCACUUGGACCUGUCCUCUAACAAACUAUCAGUGCUCAAUUCAUCUGUCUUCGCCGGCCUCACGGAGCUGCAAGAGCUUUUACUGUUUGAUAACCAGAUUGUCCAGAUCAAUCCUAGCGCCUUUAGCGGUCUCCGCGGCCUGGUGAAGCUCUACCUGUCCGGGAACAGGCUAACAUCGCUCCCCGUAAGUCUUUUGAAUGGAGAAGGAGCGCUCAACCUGACCUUUCUUGACGUGUCCUCCAACGGGCUCUCCAGUGUGCACGUUCGCACGCUGCUCUCUCUGAGCCAACACGGUGGAAUUUAUUUGCAGGGUAACCCUCUCAUUUGUGACUGCGCUUUUCUGGCUCUGCUCGAGUACUGGACGUGGAAGCAGUACGGCCCCCUGUUGGACUUUCGAGAUGGCUACCCGUGUAAGGACGACGUAGGCCUGAAGCUGAAUUGCAGCCUAAAGGAGGAGGUGUCCGGUGAGGGCGGAAGCUACCGUGUUGAUCCGGGUAAACGUUUGCGGUUGGCGUGCCCCGGCUUCGCCUCGCCUCCGACGAAGGAUCCGGCGGUAUUCUGGGUCACGCCCACAACAGUGCUCAAUUCACCGGCACACGAUCCAAGCGCUCACCUGGCAGUCCUCCCUAACGGCAGCCUGGAGAUAAGAGGAGCGCUGACGGAGGAUUCCGGAGCGUACGUGUGCGUGGCAGCCCGCGGGCGCCGUUAUGACCUCGACGCGUCUCCCGAAGUCAACGUGGUCGUGGGGAACACGAGCUCGGUCGCCGCCAGCGGCUCGGCCCGCCGCAGCGGCGGCGAGCAUUUCAACACGGCUUUCACCACCCUGGCUUCCUGCGUGGUCAGCAUCGUACUGGUGCUCCUCUACCUCUACCUGACGCCGUGUCGGUGCAGGGAAAACAGGGGCGGCGCCGGGGGAGGGUGCGGAGGACGAGCUAUCGUCCUCUGUUCGGACCCCAGGGAAGUUGAGUCGGGACAGCGGCGGUCCAAUGGGAAAAGGGUCGCCUUCUUGGAGCCCCAAAUGGAGGACUUUGAUACCGCUGGUGCAAAGUCACCAGUUAUCAACACGAGUCACGUCGGCACUGAGGGAAUUCUUAAAAACGGAAGCAGGACAGUGGGGCAGACCCUCACAGACACAACCCUCGUGGUAUAACGAAAAAUAGAGUUUUACAUACAAGCUGAAAAUACGCAGUACGUGACAUAGUUGGGGAUUUUCAGCUUCCGGGUGAAAUGGCAGGCAGGAUGCUUUUGUGUGAGUAGUGUAUCUGAAUUUCACUAUUAUCCCGCCUGUAUAUAUUUAUAUGAAGGCUCCAUACGGAAACGUUACGGCUAACGCGGGAACCGGCGACAGCAGAGAUGGCAAAGGGCGGCGCGACAAUCGCGCUCGAGUCGAUCAGGCGCCGCAGCGGUGAAGCUCAUUGUCAAGUCUGACUCAAGUUUUGCUCAUUAAAAGACGUGUCAUGUGCUGUGCAAACGCCACCAUAGAAACCAACCCCACCUUGUCUGAUUAGAGCUCAAACUGUGUCUGCUGUGUCUUCAAGUGAUUGCACAUGGAGAAAGGAGCAAUUCUACGUUUGACCACCGUCGCUACUGUAACACGUAUAUGACUCUUUCGAUAAGUUGGAGCAACGUAGCACUCGCCAGCAAGAAUAAAACGAAGCGAUGCAUUGUGACGGAGUUAUAUCAUGCACUUGUUUAUAUGUACAACAGUUUGUUUCGUGAGAUGUCUUCGCACCAAAUCGAUGCAGAAAGUGGCAGGCUAAAUGAUGUCAGAGUGCACAUUUUCACGUGUGCAAACGGCUCGUUGGAAUCCCCUCGCGGACAUGACUUUAAUCUUAUGGGACGUCCAUGUUAAAAAAAACAAUUGUCUCUGCGUAACUCAGCAAUGGCUUGCUAACAUCACCAUUUCAACUGUGUGCAUUAUUGUUAAAAAUGUUCUCUUCAAAUCUCUGACUCUGUCUAGUACUACAUACACGAUCGGAUCGCACCAGACUGUAACCCGCAUCUAGAUACAGUGGCUAUAAAAAGUCUACACACCACUGUUCAAAUGCAAGAUUUUUGCGAUAUCAAAGAAUGACAGCAAGAUAAAUGACUUUGAAACCUUUUUCCACCAUUAACCUGGCCUAUAAACCGUGCAAAUCAAAUGAGGGGAAAAAAAUAAUGGAAUGUUUGAGAGGGGAAGUAUCAAGAAACCACUGAAAUAAUGUGGUUGUAUUAGUGUGCACACCCUCUCGUAACCAGGGCGUGGCUGUGUUUAGAGUCAACAAUCACGUUCGUGUUAAACGGGGGUCAUCUCACACCCGCCGCCAUUUAAAGUGCCUCUGAUUAACCGCAAAUAAAGUUCAGGUGUUUGUCGGCUUUUCCUGACAUUUUAUGCUUUCGAGCAGACGCUUGAAGGUUCUGCGUUAACGCUGACUGGUAUUUGUCACGGUUCAUAAUUCCCUCCACCUUGAAUAAGGCGUCAUGUUCGGCUGAGGAAAAACGUCCCCGUAGCGUGAUGCAGCCACUACCACGCGUCGCUAACUAUAUUGUGACCUUUUGGUGAGGACCAGUGUUGCGUUUGCAGAAAAUUCUGCAGGUUUGGCACAGGUUUUUUAUUUUUUUUUUUUUUUAAAUGAUUCAUCUUAUUUGUUUUAAUUCCACAAAAAACAAUUCAAACUCGGGUGUGUCAACUUUUUAUAUCCACUCUACAGCUCCAAAUGUCACCGAAACAAAUGGUGAGAUGCUGUCAAGGGAACUGAUACGCAUAUGAUAUGCCACAUUAGCUUUUUAGCAUUCGCGAUGAAGUUGAACAGUGGCAGGCGAAUGACCGAUGCAUAUUUCCAGUCGCUCUUUCUUUCGAAUAAAAAGCGUUUCUUAUCUAUAGCCCGAUUCAUGGAGCGAGAGGUUCCCAAGCAAAGUAACUUUCGGAAGGACUGACCCUUAGCGCCUGAGAAAAGAAAGGCAGCGGUCAUUCAGGCCAUAUUGUUGUCUCCCAAUGAGGAAAAGUGUGACCCACAUUCUCCCUUUGUCUGAUAUUUUUAGACGUGUGGUGUCGUCCCAAGGUGCCAAGAAGCUUGUGUUGCUUCUCCACGUGUACUGUCCACACAAUAUUACAUAUUUUAGUUUUGAUGUUUCAUUAGAAUCCACAUAAACAUAGUCAAGUGUAUUGUCAUGAGUGCGUGUUGCACAUUUUCUAAAUAAAAGGUUGACUUUUAGAUGGUUCUGUGUUGUUUUGUACAUAAGAAGUCAAUUUUAGGUGCAAUGUGGAAAUGAAGUCAGUUUGGGUGAUAAAAUGAAAAGUAGUGUUACAUCAGAAGGAUUUAAAGCAUGCCAAAUAACCUC